Myripristis murdjan (pinecone soldierfish) is the source of this 1740-nucleotide messenger RNA. RefSeq lists its product as uncharacterized. The transcript has 8 exons. The record is from RefSeq and is a predicted model, not a curated record. Lineage: Eukaryota; Metazoa; Chordata; Actinopteri; Holocentriformes; Holocentridae. Bases 253 to 1740 code for a protein of 495 amino acids.
CGGUGUGAUUUCCUGCUGGACCUGUACUCCCAUGUGAAGGACUAUGAGACUCAAACAGGCAAGAGAGUCCUUCCAGCAUUACAGCCAGUUUUCCAGUCAGCUCCUGCAGUCUGGACCAUUGACCUAUCAGAGAGAAAGACCUCUGUCCUCCUGGAAGUGCUGAAACUCCAAUCAGGAAAGAAACCAGUUGAGCUGACAGGCUGGUCAGAUGAAGAAAGUGAAGUGUGGAGUUUCCUGAAGUGUCUGCCUUACAUGUCACAGCUCAGUUUUGCACUGUAUGUAAGCCGCCCAGAACAAACCAGGUUCUUGGCGAAUCUCCUCUGUCAAGGAGCAGAGAGAGAACAGCAGACAGGAGAGAAGAUACUGGAGCUGCUAUUAUCAGUGUGCAGAUACAAAACAUUCCCUCUCAAACACCGAGUGGACGAUGAUUUUAAUAAGGAGGAGGAUAUAGAAGACUGUAAUGCCUACCAGUGUGAUUUCCUGCUGGACCUUUACUCCCAUGUGAAGGACUAUGAGACUCAAACAGGCAGGAGAGUCCUUCCAGCAUUACAACCAGUUUUCCAGUCAGCUCCUGCAGUCUGGACCAUCCACCUGUCAGACAUAAAGGCCUCUUUCCUCCUGGAAGUGCUGAAACUCCAAUCAGGAAAGAAACCGGUUGAGCUGACAGGGUGGUCAUAUGAAGAGAGUGAAGUGUGGAGUUUCCUGAAGUGUCUGCCUUACAUGUCACAGCUCAGUUUCACUCGUCAGUGGUCAACACACUCAGGACAAACCCAAAUCUGUGGGAAUCUCUUCUGUCGAGCAGCAGAGAGUGAACAGCAGACAGGAGAGAAGAUACUGGAGCUGCUAUCAUCAGUGUGCAGUUAUGAAACAUUCCCUUAUCGUUUUAACAAUGAUGACUACCGGUGUGAUUUCCUGCUGGACCUGUACUCCCACGUGAAGAACUAUGAGACCCAAACAGUUGACGAUGAUGAGGAGAAGUACUUUAUAGAAGACCGUAGUGCCUACCAGUGUGAUUUCCUGCUGGACCUGUGCUCCCAUGUAAACGACUAUGAGACUCAAACAGCAGAGAGGGAACAGCAGACAGGAGAGAAGAUACUGGAGCUGCUAUCAUCAGUUUGCAGUUACGAAACAUUCCCUCUCAAGCAGCUAGUGGACGAUGAUGAUAAUGAUGAGGAGGAUAUAGAAGACCUUAAUGCCUACCAGUGUGAUUUCCUGCUGGAACUUUACUCCCAUGUGAAGGACUAUGAGACUAAAACAGGCAGGAGAGUCCUUCCAGCAUUACAGCCAGUUUUCCAGUCAGCUCCUGCAGUCUGGACCGUCGACCUGUCAAAGAGAAAGACCUCUGUCCUCCUGGAAGUGCUGAAACUCCAAUCAGGAAAGAAACCGGUUCAGCUGACACACUGGUCAGAUGAAGAGAGUGAAGUGUGGAGUUUCCUGAAGUGUCUGCCUUACAUGUCACAGCUCAGGUGUGAUCCAGAGUUCUUCCAGUUUGUGUGUACGUCUAUCUAUGUGAGAUCACAAGAGGUGGCCCAGCAGUUGGCUUCUCUCCUGCAGCUCAUGGGUUUCACUCUGGUGCUAACAGGAGAGUUACCCAGGGAAACCUGCUGGUUUGUGGGUCAAGUUCUGGGACUCUGUGGCUCCAGUGUGGAUCUCAUCCUCACACCCAGCAAGAUCUCUCUCAAAGGAGCCGCCCUCAUCUUUAGACAUACAGCACAAUUACACAGUCUUAGUAUCCAUUGA